Pungitius pungitius (ninespine stickleback) is the source of this 1286-nucleotide messenger RNA. It is a transcript of the gene zcrb1, whose product is annotated as zinc finger CCHC-type and RNA binding motif 1. Gene Ontology annotation, biological process: mRNA splicing, via spliceosome. Gene Ontology annotation, cellular component: U12-type spliceosomal complex. Gene Ontology annotation, molecular function: zinc ion binding; RNA binding. Bases 147 to 815 code for a protein of 222 amino acids. The record is from RefSeq and is a predicted model, not a curated record. NCBI's taxonomy places the organism in Eukaryota, Metazoa, Chordata, Actinopteri, Perciformes, Gasterosteidae. The transcript has 8 exons.
CGUGCGUCAUAAAGCUGCGACGUACAGACAUGUCGUUUGUUUCUUUUCGCUGAACGUUAAGCUUCAUACAAAUCCACAUUAUUUUAAACACACAUACGAUAUUAUUGAAACCUUGGAGGCUGUGUUGUGUGUCAUAUGCGUCCAGUAUGAGCGGGGGUUUGGCACCAAGUAAAAGCACUGUGUACGUGUCGAAUCUGCCAUUCUCUCUUACCAACAAUGACUUACACAAGCUUUUCACCAAAUAUGGAAAGGUCGUAAAGGUUACAAUUGUUAAGGAUAAAGAUACUCGCCAGAGUAAAGGGGUGGCGUUUGUUCUCUUCCUGGACAGAGAAUCGGCUCAUAACUGUGCAAGAGCAGUCAACAACAAACAAUUGUUUGGCAGAACAGUGACCGCGAGCAUUGCCAAAGACAACGGCCGAGCAACUGAGUUUAUAAAAAGACGAAACUACACAGACAAGACUAAAUGUUACGAAUGUGGGGACACAGGCCAUCUGAGCUACGCAUGCCCAAAAAACCUUCUUGGAGAGAGGGAACCUCCAAAGAAGAAAGAAAAGAAAAAAAAGAAAAAGGCUGAAGAACCCGAGCCUGUUGAAGAAGAAGAAGAAAGUGAAGAAGAGGGAGAGGACCCAAACUUAGAUAGUUUGAGCCAAGCAAUAGCUUUUCAGCAAGCUCGUAUUGAAGCAGAGGAGACUCACAGGAAGCAGGCACGUGUGUCUCAAGAGGAAGGUGGUCGUGCUUCAACAUCCUCUGAUUCUAAGAAACCAAGGAUCAAAAAGAGUGCAUACUUCAGCGACGAGGAGGAGCUUAGUGACUAAAUAUAUAAAUACGCAGUUUGGUUGUCAAAUUGUGCUUUUUCUUUUAAUUGUAUAGUGUUAUAGUGUGGUUUCUUCCUUUCUCCACAUUGAACUAAAAGAUUUUCUUUCGGUCUAUAAAAAUACCCUGAUUGUUGAAUGUGUGUUUUAAAAAAAAGAUCUCAAUCCAUAAAAACUUGUUUUCUACUGAAAAUCCAAACAAUUGUUGGUCGUUAUGUUGCGAAAUGCGGAAUCAGAUCAUCUAAGCGCAAUGUAAAUAUCCAUUCAUAUUUAUCAUUGAUCCAUUAUUGGAUGAUUCCUUUUUCUUGUAGACAAUGUGUGUACAUUCUAAAUAUUACAUCCCCAUAACGUAUAUUUGAAGUCUGAACAGAUGAGGAUUCACUUGAUAUCCCAAUAUUUGAGAGUUCCUGUGGCCCUGAACCCAAUCCUCACAUUAAAAGAAGCAACAUGAUAAAAUGAGAGUCACAGUAGUGG